Leptinotarsa decemlineata (Colorado potato beetle) is the source of this 1200-nucleotide messenger RNA. Its product is annotated as kelch-like protein 10. Gene Ontology annotation, molecular function: protein binding. The record is from RefSeq and is a predicted model, not a curated record. Lineage: Eukaryota; Metazoa; Arthropoda; Insecta; Coleoptera; Chrysomelidae.
GAAAUAUGACACAUGUCAUUUGAACGUGAUUUUUUACAUGCGUUGAACCACUUUUAAAACUUUUUAAACAUAUUCCGUCAUGGAAUUCACUAUGAGAUUGCGGAAGACUGCCUCUAGAAACAAAACCGAGGAAAUAAACGCAAACAAUAACAAAAUUAUCAAGAAAAGAAAAAAAGCAGCUGGAUUAUUGUGUAAAAAGUGCGUGUGUUCUCCUUUACAGGUCAGCACAUUUGACUUUCCUCCAGUUUGGUUAGAAUUGAGGAAUAAUUCCCAGCUUUGCGAUGGGGUUGUGAAGUGUGAAGACGGCACCGAGUUCAAAAUACACCGUGCAAUUUUGGCCGCCGUUAGUCCCUACUUCAAGGCUCUUUUCACGAAUUCCAUUAACAGGGACCCAGCUGAGGCAACUGAGGCGAAAAUGAACAUAAACGGCGAGAUAUUCCAAAUUUUCCUAGACUAUGCAUACACUGGCAACUGCAUUAUCAACAAAACCAACGUGAGAGGACUAUUGAAAUACGCAGAUCAAUACCAAAUUCUGGACAUAGUACAGUUAUGCUGCAACUUCCUCAUAGAAGAACUCGCUCCUUCGAAUUGCUUGGAAAUUCUGAAAUUCGCAUCCCAGUAUUUCUGCAAAGACUUGAUUGAACGGGGAAGACUAUACGUGAAACAUAAUUUUCCGAAACUACUCAAGGAUAGUUACGAGUUUUACAAUAUCUCUGUUCAGCAUUUAGAGGAAAUCCUCAGAGACGAUGAACUGAACGUAAAAACGGAUGAGACCGUAUUCGAAGCAAUUAAAAUGUGGAUUAAUUAUUCACCUAUCAGGAGGAAAAUUCACUUGCUGACUCUCAUCAAGUGUAUAAGACUGGGGACUUUAACAUACGACAGUGUACAGGAAAUGUCCAAGUGGCACUUGAUCGAAGAAAACAUCGAGUGUAAAGAGUACUUGCGAGAUAUCUUGACCGUAUUAGGUGGCUUAGGUCAAGAAGACGACGUAGAUUAUAUCAAUAAUUAUCUUUUCCGACCGAGAAUUCCGUUUGGAGUUCUAUUUGCUGUUGGAGGAUGGAGCGCUGGUAGUCCGACGAACUUUCUGGAAACUUACGAUAGCCGGGCGGACAAAUGGUUAUUUUCAGUAGACACAGAUUCUUCGCCGAGAGCUUAUCAUGGCUUAUGUAAUUUGAACGGCAUGAUCUACAUGAUAGGUUC